UCCAUUUUUUCAUUUCUCUUAUUUUUAUCGCCGUUCUCCUCCUCCCGUUGGGUAUAAGUCUCGUAAUCCCGCGGGCGAAGCUUCCAGAAGGCUUCUUCCGUACAUUCCUUUCCUUGGUGAGGUGGCCUCAACCGCAUCUGGAAGCUACUACGGGGUUCCCCGGGCCAGAUCCGGCCGGGAGGGGUAGAGGAGGCGCCGGCGUGAUGGCGGCCGAGCAUGGCGCUGCGGCGGCGGCAGCGGACAGGGCUGGGGCGGAGCCUCCUCCCCCGGCGCCUAUGCCGGGGCUGGUGGCGUCGGCGGACGCGGCGGGGCAGAGGUCGCUGCCGACGCCGUUCCUGACCAAGACGUACCAGCUCGUCGAGGACCCGGCGGUGGACGACGUGAUCUCGUGGGGCGAGGACGGGUCGACGUUCGUGGUGUGGCGGCCGGCGGAGUUCGCCCGGGACCUGCUCCCCAAGUACUUCAAGCACAACAACUUCUCUAGCUUCGUGCGGCAGCUCAACACCUACGGAUUUAGGAAGAUCGUGCCGGACCGGUGGGAGUUCGCCAACGACUGCUUCCGGCGAGGCGAGAAGCGCCUGCUCUGCGACAUACACCGCCGGAAGGUGGUCCAAUCGGCGGGGCUUGCGGCUGCCGCUGCCGCCGCCGCGGCUGGGGCGGUGACGGUUGCCACCGCGGCGAUCCCGAUGGCGUUGCCGGUUACGCGCUCCGGCUCGCCGGGGCCGCAGCUCUCCUCCGAGGAGCAGGUCCUGUCGUCCAACUCAGGAUCCGCGGAGGAGCUCCCGCCGGCCGCACCGUCCGGCUCAGGCUCCGGCCUGGGCGGCGCCGCCGCCGGCUCCUCGUCCGGUGAUAUGGGCGAGGAGAACGACCGGCUGCGGCGGGAUAACGCGCGGUUGACCCGCGAGCUGGGACAGAUGAAGAAGCUGUGCAACAACAUCGUGAGCCUCAUGUCCAAGUUCGCCUCGAGCCAGCAGCCGGACGGCGGCCCCGGGUCGCUGUCGUCCGUGGUGAACUGCUCGGGCGAGUCGGCCCUGGCCCCUCCGCCGCCGCUCCCCGCGGGGAUACUGGACCUGAUGCCAUCGUGCUCGGCGCUGGCCACGGCCGCCGGCCUCGCCGUCGACGGCGGGCCGGAGACGGACGCGAGGCUGUUUGGCGUCUCCAUAGGGCUCAAGCGAGCGCGAGACGAAGAAGAAGACGGCGAGGGCGAGGAGCUUCCUAACAGCAACGGCGACGGCGCGGACGUGAAGCCGGAGGAGGCAGCGAACCGGCGGCCCGACGGCGGCAGCGAGGAUCGGCAGUCGUGGCCGAUAUACCGGCCCAAGCCCGUGUACCGGGCCUGCAACGGGCAGGACGGGGCCGGGGCCGGUUCCGGGUCAGACCAGGACAGAUCCAACUCGAGGUGAGUGGACGAUGUUGUAGAAGCUUCGAGCACCUACUAAUUAUUAAUCACCAUCAAAUAAUAAUACUGUAAGCAUCACUAGAGUCGUGAUAGGAUCUUGCAUUACUUUGCUAGCUGGGGAGCUCGGCUGCCCCCUCUACCCAUGUAAUUGUGAUGUUCCUGUUUCAUUUGAUCUAUAAUAUGUGUUGUGUAAUUUGUCGUGGUAGAGCGGACUGUAGAAAUGAAAAGGUGCAUUCCCGGUAGGUUGAUCGGCCAUUUCAUAUGCUGUAUGUAAAUAGCUCCUUCUGCUUGUGCGGGAGACAGUAGUAGUAGAAGAGGAAGAGUAACUACGAUUUGCUUGUGGUAUUAUUAUUAUUUUUUGAUAACUUUCAUAAGUGGUAUUUUAGUCAGCUGCGUGGGCGAUAGCUGUAGACGGUAGCGGGGUUUGGCGGCCAGAUAUAUGGUUAUAAGUGCUACGUAGUUAUGUUCAGACGGGUCAAUGUGAAUGGUACACGUGCGGUGUGCGACUCAGGGGCUUGGUUCCAACUCGAAAUGAAAAGGCGCGCGCGCGGAAUGCGCCCGUUUCUUUGUUCGCUCUCGGCAACGGAUGGGGCGGAGAUGGCGACGUGCUGUCCAGUCGCUGCGGGUCAGGUAAGGCAACGUGCGCUGCCUUUUUGCCCGGUUGUUCCAUUCUCCCUCUUCCGUGCCGUCUCCGCAAUUUUUUUCUUUCUGAUGAGAAGGUGUGUGGUACCAUAAAAAAAGAGUGAAUUGCACGUACAGUCCCCAUACUCGUCGGUUUGGUCCAGAACGGUCCUCGAGCUCGCGGGUUGCCUCGCUACGAUCCUGGUACUUGCGAAGAUGGUCCAUCGACGGUCCUGGGGCGGGCCCCACGUACGUACGCGUCUACGCCUCAAGCCACGUCAACGCGGGCCGACGCAGGCUGUCACGGCCUCGCGGGCCGCAUCGUUUUCUCUAUAGUUGAGCUUGAGAAGCGGAAACUUCCUCUGUUCGAUCCCCAAUUCUUUCUCCAAUCCCUAACUGUAGAGAACCAUGCGUGGCGGCGGCGGUUGCGAACCACAGGCGUUCGCUGGAGAAGGCAGCGGCCAUGGGCAUGGCGCCCGGUGGCAGGGCCGGCGAGUGCAGGAUGUCGAACAGCGGCGGUGGCGGGGUGCUCUGCGUGGGUCAUACGCGCAGCGGCCGGCGGCAGGGCUGCUCCGCGUGGUGUACAAGGCGGCGGACUACAAUGUGGAGGCGGAGUGGAAACCGUGCUAGUGCUCCGCGGCUGCGCGGGAGGACGGAGAAGGGGGCAGCGCCGGCGCUGGGCCGAAGGACACUGUCUUUCGAGCCCCUGCGGACGGCGACAAUGGAGCCGCAGGUGGUGCGGCUGUCGGCGGCGGCGCAAGAUGCUGCUGCAGGAUUCCGGCACGAUAUACGUCCGUGCGUCGCUGCUGUCAGACGCCGUCCGGAAGUCUGGACCAGCUGCGGGGAGGCACUGUCUGCACAAGAUGCAGUGUACUGUUCUGAAUUUCAGUGGACAAAAUGCAGUGAAAUAUGUUAGUUAAGCCAGAUGAUCUGGGCUGUCUGUGAUCUUUUGGUAAUUGCAUAGUACGUACUGUGUUGUGAUCUGUGCUAUGAUUGUGAUGAGUUUUGUAGCC
Molecule: messenger RNA, 3033 nt
Organism: Triticum dicoccoides
Lineage: Eukaryota; Viridiplantae; Streptophyta; Magnoliopsida; Poales; Poaceae
Product: heat stress transcription factor B-2c-like
Exons: 2
Coding region: 204-1403 (399 amino acids)
Biological process (GO): regulation of transcription by RNA polymerase II
Cellular component (GO): nucleus
Molecular function (GO): RNA polymerase II cis-regulatory region sequence-specific DNA binding; DNA-binding transcription factor activity
Source: RefSeq, a predicted model, not a curated record